GCUGUUAAGGGGUUGGUUCCCCCUUUUCGUACAGAUUCACUGAUUUGACACAAUUUUCCGUUUCUGACUCGUUGAAAAAGUGACGUGUUCGUUUUAAGCUGUGCAUGUAUCCGGCUGGCGGGAUCUCUGCAAGCAUAUAUGCCAACAGGCUCCGGGCAGAGGGCAUGGGGUCCGUGGACCGAGCUGUACUUUUUGCCAACCAGGACUACGAGGCGCUGAAGCAGGAGUGUGUGGAGUUGGGCCGCCUGUUCGAGGACCCCUGCUUCCCUGCUGAGCCUCCGUCGCUGGGCUUCAAGGAGCUCGCACCCCAUUCCUCCAAAACUCAAGAUGUGGAGUGGAUGAGGCCAACGGAGCUGACAAGUGACCCCCAGUUUAUUGUGGGUGGCGCCACCAGGACAGAUAUCUGUCAGGGAGCUCUUGGUGACUGCUGGCUCUUAGCAGCCAUAGCCUCUUUGACCCUGAACGAGAGGCUCCUUCAUCGGGUCGUUCCACAUGGCCAGUCCUUCCAAGAUGAUUAUGCUGGAAUCUUCCACUUUCAGUUCUGGCAGUUUGGCGAGUGGGUAGAUGUUGUGAUUGAUGAUCGAUUGCCUGUCAAAGACGGGGAGCUCAUGUUUGUCCAUUCAGCGGAGGGCAAUGAAUUCUGGAGCGCGCUGCUGGAGAAAGCUUACGCCAAGCUAAAUGGCUCCUAUGAGGCUCUGUCCGGAGGAAGCACCACAGAAGGCUUUGAGGACUUCACGGGCGGUGUGUCUGAGAUGUACGAGCUACGCAAGGCUCCUCGAGAUCUCUACAGGAUAAUCAGCAAAGCCUUAGAGAGAGGCUCCCUGCUGGGCUGCUCUAUCGAUAUCACCAGUGCCUUCGACAUGGAGGCUGUGACAUUCAAGAAGCUGGUGAAAGGCCACGCCUACUCUGUCACCGGACUGAAGGAGGUUGAUUACCGCGGCGACAUGGUACGCCUCAUCCGAAUACGUAACCCUUGGGGACAGGUGGAGUGGACCGGUGCCUGGAGUGACAGUUCCCAUGAAUGGGAGGAGAUCGACCCUUCAGAACGAGAAGACUCUCAUCUUAACAUGGAGGAUGGGGAGUUUUGGAUGUCGUUCAGUGAUUUCUUGAGGCAGUUUUCUCGACUGGAGAUCUGUAACCUGACUCCAGACGCUCUGAGCGAUGACGGCCUCAGCCACUGGAACACCAUAAAGUUCUACGGGAUGUGGAGGAGAGGCAGCACCGCUGGCGGCUGCAGGAACCAUCCCAACACGUUUUGGAUAAACCCUCAGUAUAAGAUCACUUUGUUGGAAGAGGACGACGACCCCGAGGACGAUGAGGUGGCGUGCAGUUUUUUAGUGGCCCUCAUGCAGAAGGACCGCCGCAGAUACCGGCACCACGGUCAGGACAUGCACACAAUUGGUUUUGCUCUUUAUGAGAUUCCAGAAGAGUACAGAGGUUGCCAAAAUGUCCAUCUGAAGAAAAAUUUCUUCUUGAGUCAUUCGUCGUGCGCUCGAUCGGAGACUUUCAUUAACCUGCGGGAGGUGAGCACGCGGCUGCGCCUGCCCCCCGGAGAAUACCUCAUCGUGCCCUCCACCUUCGAGCCCGGCAAAGAGGCUGACUUUGUUCUCAGGGUCUUCACUGAAAAGAUGUCGGAGACCGAAGAACUGGAUGAUGAAGUGUCUGCUGACUUUGGAGAGGAGGAGGAAAUAACUGAGGAUGACAUUGAUGACUCCUUUAAAACUUUGUUUGCUCAACUAGCGGGAGAGGACAUGGAGAUUUCUAUUCGCGAGCUCAGGACGAUUUUAAACCGAGUUGUCUCCAGGCACAAAGAUAUAAAGACUGACGGCUUCAGUACGGAGUCAUGUAGGACAAUGGUCAACCUGAUGGAUAAAGACGGCAGUGCACAUUUAGGACUGGUGGAGUUUCAGAUCCUCUGGAACAAAAUCCGAAAGUGGCUGGGCAUUUUUAGGGAAUUUGAUCUUGACAAGUCAGGGGCCAUGAGCUCAUAUGAGAUGCGUCUUGCUGUGGAGGCAGCAGGCUUUAAACUGAACAAUAAACUGAACCAGGUUCUGGUGGCUCGGUACGCAGAGAACGAAAUGAUUGACUUUGACAACUUCAUCUGCUGCUUGGUGAAGCUUGAAGCCAUGUUUAGAUCUUUCCAGCAAUUUGACAAAGAGGGAUCAGGAAUGGCUGAGAUGAAUCUCACAGAGUGGCUUUAUCUGACCAUGUGCGGUUGAGGAGGCUCGUCUCUGCUGGAGGACGUGUAAACGUGCUGUGCCUGAAAACGCCUUUUUCCUCUUACCUCAACGCAAAAGUAUCAUUGGAGCUGCAUAACUGGAAAUCAAAGCCCCACAGAACUAACCGUUUCCAUAUUUUAGAAGCUAUGCAAACUCAUAAAAAAGAGAAAACAAGUACCGUGACACAAAUCUGUCACAGUUAAAGAAUCAUAUAUUUGUGCAUGACAAAAAC
Molecule: messenger RNA, 2451 nt
Organism: Nematolebias whitei (Rio pearlfish)
Lineage: Eukaryota; Metazoa; Chordata; Actinopteri; Cyprinodontiformes; Rivulidae
Product: calpain-1 catalytic subunit
Exons: 22
Coding region: 105-2219 (704 amino acids)
Biological process (GO): proteolysis
Cellular component (GO): cytoplasm
Molecular function (GO): calcium ion binding; calcium-dependent cysteine-type endopeptidase activity
Source: RefSeq, a predicted model, not a curated record